This is a messenger RNA of Achroia grisella, 464 nucleotides long. RefSeq names its product small ribosomal subunit protein eS27 (gene RpS27). Gene Ontology annotation, molecular function: RNA binding; structural constituent of ribosome. Bases 83 to 337 code for a protein of 84 amino acids. NCBI's taxonomy places the organism in Eukaryota, Metazoa, Arthropoda, Insecta, Lepidoptera, Pyralidae. Gene Ontology annotation, cellular component: cytosolic small ribosomal subunit; ribosome. Gene Ontology annotation, biological process: ribosomal small subunit assembly; translation. The record is from RefSeq and is a predicted model, not a curated record. The transcript is spliced from 3 exons.
UCUCGAAAACUUAGAUAUUGUCUCUGAGUAUCUGAAUAAAUGAACGUAUUUCCUUUUCCGGUUCUGCAUCAAAGCUGUAACCAUGCCGCUCGCCAUUGAUUUACUUCAUCCCUCGCCCGCGUCGGAGAGGAGGAAACACAAACUAAAAAGGCUGGUGCCACAUCCUAAUUCAUACUUUAUGGAUGUAAAAUGCCCCGGUUGCUAUAAAAUCACAACGGUAUUUAGUCACGCACAGAGGGUGGUCGUAUGCGCAGGAUGCUCCACAAUUCUUUGCCAACCCACUGGAGGUCGUGCUAGAUUAACGGAAGGAUGUUCAUUUAGGAGAAAACAACACUGAAUAAAACCUGGAGAGAGAGCCCCUAAUUUAAGAUUUAAUUUCCGAGUGUAUGAAGGAGUGAUAUUUUACAGACUCAUAAUGAAUCCAGUAAAAUUAAAGGCAUUUUAAAUAAAGGCUUUUUCAAAGG